AUGGUCUUAUGUAUUAUUUUUAUUUCCUCAGUUAAUUCUUUAACUUCAUUUAUUCCCACGUGUAGUUUACCUGAGUACGCCACCAAAUUUAUUGAACUUUGUCUCGUUAUUACUGCCGACCACGGUCCAGCAGUAUCUGGAGCUCACAACACCAUCGUCACUGCAAGAGCCGGCAAGGAUUUGGUUUCCAGCCUCGCCUCUGGUCUGCUUACUGUGGGUGAUCGCUUUGGAGGGGCCAUCGACGCAGCAGCGCAUCAAUUCGCUGAAGCCUGUGAUUCUGGCCUCGAGCCUGCCGCCUACGUAGCUCAGAUGCAUGCUCAGCAUCGCCUCUUAAUGGGGAUUGGGCAUCGAGUCAAGUCUACUACUAAUCCGGAUAGCCGAGUUCAACUUCUAGCCAAUUACGUUCGUCAGCAUUUCCCUGCCCAUCCAGUUAUGGACUACGCGUUUGCCGUAGAGAAGAUUACUACUGCAAAGCGACCGAACCUCAUCUUAAACGUGGACGGCACAAUCGGAGUUUCGAUGGUCGAUUUGCUGAGAAAUUGCGGUCAGUUCACUCGGUAA
This is a messenger RNA of Protopolystoma xenopodis, 561 nucleotides long. NCBI's taxonomy places the organism in Eukaryota, Metazoa, Platyhelminthes, Monogenea, Polystomatidea, Polystomatidae. The record is from the annotation of a GenBank genome assembly.